AUGAAGAUUGAUAGUGGUCUGAAAGAUGUGAAAUUAUCAAGUAUAGGUAGAUUGGACCCUUCUUUUCGCGGUAAAGGGCUGUGCGAGCUGAUGACGUAUCCAAUAGAAGCCUUUGAUCUUCACAGGGACUUCGUUGAUGAUAAAGACUAUGAUUUCUAUGAAAUAGACAGGAACAGCUUGGAGCCCAACUGUCCAGAAUCAUUGAGAGGUCCCGGUAUACUACACUCGGGGUUUUUAUCCUCAAAACCUGACAGACUGCCAGUCUACCAACCCCAGUGGAGCGAGAGGGUAGACGUUUACGACACCAGGUAUAACAACUAUGAUAGGUAUUAUGGUGAUGGCAGACGCAACCAGAGGAGAAGAUACCACCACGACAAGUUAUUUGUGCCUUACCAAAUAGGCGUUGCUCGAAGUGAUGACGGCCAAGCUGAUAUAGAAAACUGGGGUGUUUACGGUGGCUCCUAUGGUGGUUACGACACUUAUUACAAGGAUAGGAACGACUACCACAAGUCUAUCAAUCAUUGGAGGCUACCGAAUGACAUCGAUAGACCUGUUGGUGUAAAACCUGGACAUAACAGUGACUUUGAUUAUUUUAGUCUCGGCAAGGAUAAGCCCUUGAAUCAUAGGUACGGCUAUGGUGCUUGGAAGAGAGGUAGAUGGAAUAACUCAGGUGGUCAUAAUGGUCUGGAUUAUGGAGAGUCUACUUAUUAUGAGAAACCUAAGAUAUAUUAUGAGUCAGUGGAGAGAGACGAUGAUGUUUUAUAUAAAGAUUGUUCCUCUCGACGAAAACCUGGUAUGUCUUUGGGUUCAGGUGCAAUAAGAAGGUCGUUGUGGGCUCGCAACGUAGUUGAAUGCGAAACUGCUUGUUUCGACGAGACCGAGUUCAAAUGCGUCUCUUACAGUUACAGGUAUUCCAGCAGUAGAGGUACUGACAAUUGCUUCCUAAGCGAGAGACCGUACCGAGGUCUAGAACUAGCUGCGGAUAGUGGUUCAGAUGUGUAUGCUAUGCCACAACAUCAUGGGUGCUCUGUAGUCAGCCAUCAACCAUGGAUUGAGAGCGAGUGUUUUUGGCACGUGCGAUCGGGGGCAGCGGUGGGGGCGGGGGCUGCUCGCGCCGCAAUCACAGUGGCCGGUCUCGGUGCAUGCGAAGCUGAGUAGAAUUGCAUUCUGACGUCAUCUCCACCAACUUCUCUGGAGAGCGGGAGGGGUCUACGUCCCACUUCUGGACACGAGUUGUACGCGAGAGGAAACUAUGGUAGAGGAUGUGAGCCAGCUUUAUAUGAUGACACCCAUUAUAGAGAGAAUCAAUGUUACCUACGGUACGAUAGUGCGGCUAGGCUUGUGGGGUCUGCGGUUCGAGGCAGGACUAGAGUGAGGGACGAACAAGCAUGCGGCGAAGCGUGCACCGAUGCACCAUUUAGAUGUCUUAGCUUCUCUUACAACACCAACGCGCCUCCGGGCAUAGACAACUGUCUCCUAUCAGAGAUACGUCUGUUCGAUCUACAACGAGGCGUAGACUACAAACAUUCUGAGGACGACUGGUUUCAACCGUCUGCUGAAAUUCCAAGGCCUAUAUACGGGUCAAGUGAAGAGACAUACCCGGGUACAGGACCAAGUGGACCUGGAUAUCUACCCAGGCCAGCUGGCCCAUCUGGACCUGGCUAUAAACCUGGAUAUUCCGAACCGGAAAGACCGAUAUAUCCCGGACCGAGCAAUCCAGACAUCUCCCCGCUAGGUUACAAACCCAGUUAUCCGGUUGAGCCCGAUUACAGAGAACCUUCAGGACCAGAUUAUCACGGUUUCAAACCCGGCUUUAGACCGUCUGAACCUACCGGACCUGGGUAUGAUGGAUUCAAACCUGGUUUUAGACCACCUGAACUGGACGAUCACCACGAUUAUAGACCCGAAAGGUAUCCGGGUUAUAGACCAGAGACAGGAAGACCUGAAUAUAGACCUCCACCUGAACACAGUUAUAGACCUAUUGGAAGACCAUACCCGGAUAGGCCGAAACCUGGUUAUGGGGACAGAGAGAUACAAGAGCCA
Messenger RNA from Diatraea saccharalis (sugarcane borer), 2043 nucleotides. The record is from the annotation of a GenBank genome assembly. Lineage: Eukaryota; Metazoa; Arthropoda; Insecta; Lepidoptera; Crambidae.